AUGGCUGCUGUGGAGCUGGAGCCGAAGCCCCCUGGGAUGGGGACCGUGCGGCGCCUGGCCCAGGGUUGUUGGUCUGCGUUCUGGGACUACGAGACACCCAAGGUGAUGGUGGUGAAGAACCGGCACCUGGGCGUCGUGUACCGCAUGGUGCAGCUUCUGAUCCUGGUCUACUUCGUAUGGUAUGUGUUCAUCUUGCAGAAGAGCUACCAGGACAGGGAGACCGGCCCUGAGAGCUCCAUCAUCACCAAGGUCAAAGGCAUCAGCGCCUCCGAGCACAGAGUGUGGGAUGUAGAGGAGUACGUGAAGCCCCCCGAGGGAGGCAGUGUGUUCAGCGUCAUCACCAGGAUGGAGGUCACCCCCUCCCAGAUGCUUGGGACCUGCCCUGAGAGCAUAAGGGUCAGCAAUGCCAGCUGCAACUCAGACGAGGACUGUGUGGCCGGGGAGCUGGACAUGCUGGGAAACGGGCUGCGGACUGGGCACUGUGUGCCGUAUUACCACGGCCCCUCAAAGACAUGCGAAGUGUCUGGCUGGUGCCCAGCAGAAGAUGGAGCCUCAGUCAGCCAGUUCCUGGGCAAGAUGGCCCCCAACUUCACUAUCCUCAUCAAGAACAGCAUCCACUACCCCAAGUUCCAGUUCUCCAAGGGCAACAUAGCCAGUAGGGAGGACGACUACCUGAAACACUGCAGCUUUGAUGAGGUCUCUGACCUCUACUGCCCCAUCUUCAAACUGGGGUUCCUGGUGGAGCAAGCUGGGGAGAACUUCACAGAGCUGGCACACAAGGGUGGGGUCAUCGGGGUCAUAAUCAACUGGGACUGUGACCUGGACCUCUCAGCAUCCAAAUGCAACCCCAAGUACUCCUUCCGGCGGCUCGAUCCCAAGCAUGUUCCUGCCUCAUCUGGCUAUAACUUCAGGUUUGCCAAGUACUAUGAGGUGAACGGCACCACCGCCCGCACGCUCAUCAAGGCCUAUGGGAUCCGCAUUGAUGUCAUUGUGCACGGUCAGGCAGGAAAGUUCAGCUUGAUCCCCACCAUCAUCAACCUGGCCACAGCGCUGACGUCCAUUGGGGUGGGCUCCUUCCUGUGUGACUGGAUCCUGCUCACGUUCAUGAACAAGAACAAGGUCUACAGCCACAAGAAGUUUGACAAGAUUGUGGACAGUCCCAAUCCAACUGUAGGACAAGGGCUCUCUGCCUGA
Orycteropus afer afer is the source of this 1194-nucleotide messenger RNA. It is a transcript of the gene P2RX2, whose product is annotated as purinergic receptor P2X 2. Gene Ontology annotation, biological process: monoatomic cation transmembrane transport; response to ATP. Lineage: Eukaryota; Metazoa; Chordata; Mammalia; Tubulidentata; Orycteropodidae. Gene Ontology annotation, cellular component: nuclear inner membrane; plasma membrane. Bases 1 to 1194 code for a protein of 397 amino acids. The transcript is spliced from 12 exons. Gene Ontology annotation, molecular function: extracellularly ATP-gated monoatomic cation channel activity; purinergic nucleotide receptor activity; ATP binding. The record is from RefSeq and is a predicted model, not a curated record.